Molecule: messenger RNA, 708 nt
Organism: [Torrubiella] hemipterigena
Lineage: Eukaryota; Fungi; Ascomycota; Sordariomycetes; Hypocreales; Clavicipitaceae
Source: the annotation of a GenBank genome assembly
AUGCCACCACCUACAAACCAACAACUUAACGACAUGCGGGAGGAACAUUGCUUCGCCGUCACCCACGAAAAGAAAUACUACCGCGACGGCCAGACGUUCAUUAAGCGCAGUUUAAAGCCAUCUGAAUGGCAAAAACACAAUGGAUACAUGCACAUCCCGCUAUUCAACCCCGAACGCGUGCUCAACGAAGGCGCUUGCAUCCGCUACCUCACCGAGCACACGACCAUUCCACUACCAAAACUAUACACAUGCUUUGAAGACGACUGUGCUGCAUAUGUGAUUACCGAAUAUGUAGAAGGCGUCGAAAUGACCAGUCUAGAAGAUGCGCAGCGAGAGAUUGUAACAAAGGAACUAGAGACACACUUACAGACCCUCAAGGAACUCAAAUCCAACAUAUGGGGCGGACCAACAGGAGCCGUACUUCCCCCAUAUCGCGUUAUGCGGACCUCUAACGGCAGGCCAUGGAGACUGCGUCCCAGAGAGACAAAGGACCUGGUUUUCUGUCACAAUGACUUGUCUGCAAACAACGUUAUUGUCGAUCCAGACACUCUCGCCAUCAAGGCCAUCAUCGACUGGGAAUACGCUGGCUUCUACCCGCCAGAGUUCGAAGCUGAGUUCUUUCGCCGGCGCGGCCCCUCGGUAGCCUUGGCUGGCGAAGUAGACGAUGUAGACGUGCUGGUUGGCAUGCUGAACAAGGACAAGGAAUAG